CGAAAAUGAUUUACAACUCCUUGUAUUAGCAGCUGCGAAGACCACUCUUAGCUAAUCAUCGAAAACUGAUAGUCACGAGCUUAUCGUCUUUUGAAAGAGAAAACGUCAGCUAUCAAAAUAAGACUGCUAAAAAAUAUCAUUUCAAGGCAACACUGCAUAUUAAAGUCGUAUCGUGGCCGGUUAAUGAGCCAAAACUAACGAGUUUCAUCAGACUGGAACUCUACGCAGCAAUGCACUCAGAUUAUAAUUUGCUACUUGACUGCCAAAAAUUGCAAAUGCAAUUUAUCCUCGUGUACCUUGUUAUGACUCUGAGACAAGUCACGGCCGGUGACUGUGCGUAUUCUGCAGUCGCGAAAAAUGAUCCCUGUUUUGGACUCAAUAAUCACGUGACAGAGGAGAGAUGCAGACGACUGAGCGAAGAGUGUUGUGUUUAUACAAAAAGAAGAGGGAUGGUAAAAUGCCUCCGAACUAAAGAAAAGCAGCCCAAUAAAGGUGGCUGCAACAAAGUUUCAUUAAUACAAAGUAGACCACUGAGUCACCAAUUUUUGGAAGGUGACGUUCUCCUGGAGCUCAAAGUUGUCUCUGAGCUCCAUUGCUGGGACUGCUGCAUGCGGCAUCAAUCUUGCAAAGCCUACAAUUACUACCAAGCCAAUGAUCCAUCGUUAGAAAACUGUCAGUUGUUAAAAAGUGAUAUUGGGCAGUUAACACACAGAGAGAGUCACACCUAUUACGUUCUAUCCAAGCAAUACAAGGAUUUACAGCUUAUAUUUUGUUUCCCAGAUUUUGCUGGGAAGUACGUGUCACUAAAGGAAGUUACUGAAAUCCUCUCGAGAUCCUUACAGACAAUGGACUAGACUCAAGGAUCGACAGUGUAAAGAGGACUCAAGUGUAUGUAACAAUUAUCGAUGUGAAGACUAAACGUUUCUUGAAAGGGAAAGCUGCGUGACUCUUCUCAAGAAACGGCUACGAAGGAGACUUCGAUGACAUGUAGAGUCUUAGUAAUAAUAAAAAUAUCCCUAUUUUCCUUUAUAGGUAAUAAAGCUAUUAUUUGUACCAGAACUAAUAAAGAUAGUGAUUUUCGAUUUCAUGCUUCUUAAAAGCUUUUUCCUCGUAUUGCGUGACAACAUAUCGAGUCGAUCACACAAACUGUCACGCUUUCUCAAGACAUGAUUAAAGCAAAUUUUUCGAUUUCAAAAAGAGCAUUGAUCUUUUCGAAUAUAGCCUCAGUAAAGUAACAAAU
Molecule: messenger RNA, 1240 nt
Organism: Stylophora pistillata
Lineage: Eukaryota; Metazoa; Cnidaria; Anthozoa; Scleractinia; Pocilloporidae
Source: RefSeq, a predicted model, not a curated record